AUGGCUUCCGAGGCCAAGGCCAUGAAGGUGGCCAUCAUCGGUGCAGGACUGGGUGGCCUCACCUUGGCCAAGGCCCUAGGCGAAGGCGCGGACACGGGACGCAAGGUGGAGGUCUGUUUGUAUGAAGCUUGGGACGAGUGGAAGGUGCGCGGUGGAGCCAUUGGUCUGGCCGCAGGCAAGCGGAUCCUGGAGAAACUGGGACUCAAGGGCCAGCUGGCUGCAGUGGCCAACCAGAUCAACGGUUUUCAGGUGAACUUCCACGCAAAUGGCAGCAAGUUGAACUCCCUGAGCGUCCCAGGUUGCACAGUGAUGCGCACGGAUCUUCAGAAAGUCUUAGUUGAGUCGCUGCCCUCCAACGUCAUCAAGCUCGGCCACAAGCUGGUUGAGAUCGUGGAGGGAGAGGAUGAAGUCAUGCUGGAAUUCGAGAACGGAGCAAGAGACUCUGCCCACUUGGUGGUGGCUUCAGAUGGCAUUCACAGCUUUGUCAGGCAGAAACUUUUUGGUGCGGACCAGCCAGAAUUCACAGGCUUUCGAGUUUUGUACAGUGUUUCCUCGAAGGCAUAUCGCCCUGAUCCCACAGUGGCCCAUAUUCACUGGAAGGAGUCGGAUGGAGCUGGCUAUGGAUUUCUGGAUCUCACAGCUGGCCAGGGCGCCGGCCGGCACGAUAUUUGUGUCAUCAUCCUUCGCAGUGAGGAGCAGGUGACUGACAAGUGGGAGUCCACCAUGGUGAAGGACCGUCUUCGGACGCUGGCGCAGCAUGUGGCGCCGGACCACCCGGUGCUGCUGAAGGCCGUGGAGUCUUCGGAGGUGUGCUUCGACUGGGGGAUCUACCGCCAGCCCCUGCGCAGCACCUGGAUCUCCGGCGGCCGCGCGGGCCGCGCGGGCCGCGUGGUGUUGCUGGGGGACGCGGCCCAUGCCACAGCGCCCUUCAUGGGCCAAGGGGCCAACAUGGCGAUGCACGACGCCUACACCUUGGCCCAGAUCUUGCGGAACGAAGAGAUCUCUCUGUCUGAGGGCCUGCAUCUUUAUGAGAGCAGCCGCAAGGCCUCCUGUGAGUCCAUCGUCUCGAAAAGCUCCAUGGUGGGCGAAAUGCACACGGCCAGCGGAUUGAAAGCAGUGCUGCGGAACAACCUCUUGUGUUGGCUCCUGCUUGGGGACAUGAGAAGAGUCGUGUCCGCAGAUCCCACGGCCCGCAAGCCGUGGGACAAGGAGGAGAGUUUCCUCCAGCGACUUGGCAAACAGGUUCACAGCAUUUGUUCGCCCUCUAAGGUGUAG
Molecule: messenger RNA, 1275 nt
Organism: Effrenium voratum
Lineage: Eukaryota; Dinophyceae; Suessiales; Symbiodiniaceae
Source: the annotation of a GenBank genome assembly